UCCAGGGGAAUACAUAGGCAUUCUCAACGUUUAGUAAGGAAUAACGCCGAAAGCCGUGAGUAUAUAAGCUUCCCCGGGAUCAGGGUGUCACUGUAGCUGGAACCAGCAGCGGUUGCGUUCUGCACUCUGAGCUUCGUCUAGGACAGGAACCACCUAAGAACCCACCAAAAUGUGCGACGACGAGGAGACUACCGCCUUGGUGUGCGACAAUGGUUCAGGACUUGUGAAGGCUGGCUUUGCCGGCGACGACGCCCCCAGGGCUGUCUUCCCCUCCAUUGUCGGCCGCCCUCGUCACCAGGGUGUCAUGGUGGGUAUGGGUCAGAAGGACUCCUACGUAGGAGAUGAAGCUCAGAGCAAGAGGGGUAUCCUCACUCUGAAGUACCCCAUCGAGCACGGUAUCAUCACCAACUGGGACGACAUGGAGAAGAUCUGGCACCACACCUUCUACAACGAGCUCCGCGUGGCCCCCGAGGAGCACCCUACCCUGCUCACUGAGGCCCCACUGAACCCCAAGGCUAACCGCGAAAAGAUGACCCAGAUCAUGUUUGAGACCUUCAACGUGCCAGCUAUGUAUGUGGCCAUCCAGGCUGUGCUGUCCCUGUACGCUUCUGGCCGUACCACUGGUAUUGUGCUGGACUCUGGUGAUGGUGUCACCCACAACGUCCCCAUCUAUGAGGGUUAUGCCCUGCCCCACGCCAUCAUGCGUCUGGAUCUGGCUGGUCGCGAUCUGACUGAUUACCUCAUGAAGAUCCUGACCGAGCGUGGCUACUCCUUCGUCACAACCGCUGAGCGUGAGAUCGUGCGUGACAUCAAGGAGAAGCUGUGCUAUGUGGCCCUGGACUUCGAGAACGAGAUGGCCACCGCCGCCUCCUCCUCCUCCCUGGAGAAGAGCUACGAGUUGCCCGACGGUCAGGUCAUCACCAUCGGCAACGAGCGUUUCCGUUGUCCCGAGACCCUCUUCCAGCCUUCCUUCAUUGGUAUGGAGUCCGCUGGUAUUCAUGAGACCGCCUACAACAGCAUCAUGAAGUGCGACAUUGACAUUAGGAAGGAUCUGUACGCCAACAACGUCUUGUCCGGUGGUACCACAAUGUACCCUGGUAUUGCUGACCGCAUGCAGAAGGAAAUCACUGCCCUGGCUCCCAGCACAAUGAAGAUCAAGAUCAUUGCCCCACCUGAGCGUAAGUACUCCGUAUGGAUCGGCGGCUCCAUCCUGGCCUCCCUGUCCACCUUCCAGCAGAUGUGGAUCACCAAGCAAGAGUACGACGAGGCAGGCCCCAGCAUCGUCCACCGCAAAUGCUUCUAAAUCCGCGGUCUUGUCCUGCGUCUACCUGCCCAGGAUCACGCUGUGGCGCCACAUUGCUGUCAUACUGCAGAUGUGUACCAAUGUAUUUUUGCAACAGCGUGUUGGCCGACGAUAAUGCCAACGAAACACCAAGAACGAGAACAAACGAGCCAUGUUAUUAAACAUGUGAAUGUAAAAUGUACAUAAAUAUUAAUUUAUUAAAGUCCAUCAUUUGCUA
Paramormyrops kingsleyae is the source of this 1520-nucleotide messenger RNA. RefSeq names its product actin alpha 1, skeletal muscle b (gene acta1b). The record is from RefSeq and is a predicted model, not a curated record. NCBI's taxonomy places the organism in Eukaryota, Metazoa, Chordata, Actinopteri, Osteoglossiformes, Mormyridae.